Messenger RNA from Bactrocera dorsalis (oriental fruit fly), 9971 nucleotides. RefSeq lists its product as uncharacterized. The transcript is spliced from 5 exons. Gene Ontology annotation, molecular function: RNA polymerase II cis-regulatory region sequence-specific DNA binding; DNA-binding transcription factor activity, RNA polymerase II-specific. Bases 6525 to 9104 code for a protein of 859 amino acids. Gene Ontology annotation, biological process: regulation of transcription by RNA polymerase II; cell differentiation. NCBI's taxonomy places the organism in Eukaryota, Metazoa, Arthropoda, Insecta, Diptera, Tephritidae. Gene Ontology annotation, cellular component: nucleus. The record is from RefSeq and is a predicted model, not a curated record.
CAAUAUAUUUACUUAAUUCGCUGUCGCCAGCAACAUUGUUGCUGAAAAUAUUGUGAACACAUACAUAUAUACAUACUCGUACUAGCGAGCGUGUGCUUGUGACUGUUUAGCGUCAGAAGUCUGCAAAUCGAAUGGAAUUGCUGCAAUGUGUUGGUGACAGUGCAAAGAUGAAACCGUUGCCUGGUAGCAUGGCGCGCAAAAUAGGCGAAAUAAUUAAGUGCCGCAGCUAUUUCAAUUAAGUGUCGGUGCCGGUGCCAGUGUCGGUGUUGAUGUUGCCGCUGCAUUUGUUGCCACUGCUGGUGCAGUUGUUGUUAUCAUUUGCUUCUCCAACUUCUACGAUUUUUCAUACUCAGCACUUUGUCACACUACUCCACUCUGUUCUACGUAUGGGGUCGCUCGGCCGUUCGUGUGCUCCGAGCCAUUGUGCGCACAUGAGCAAUCCAAAUUAAUCACUCAUCAAGCGAUUGCUUCAAGUGAUAUAUAUGUACAUACAAACAGCGAUGUGGAAGUGUGUGUGUGUGUGUCUGUUUAUGCGUUUGUUAGUUUAGCCUUCCUACUUGUGCGAGUAUGACAAAUGCGGGUUUUCAGCUUUUUGCUGUUUCGGCGCUUCGCCAUCGUUCGAUAUUCCUUGUGUUGUUAUUGUUGUAGCAUUGCCUUCUGUGUGAUGUUUUGUUUUGUGGCCAUUAAUCGAGCGUAUGAAACUCAUUAGCAUAAUCUGACUAGCUGGACGACUUUUGCGCGGUUCGUUUCGUCUUUCGUUUGGCAUGUUUUUGCUGUUGUUUUUGUUUUCGGUUUUCGCUUCGAUUUAAAUGCUUAUUUUUGUAUUUCACUAAGUUGUUUUUGUGUUCAUAUUUUGCAUAUUUUCGCCGAUUGCGUAUUUCGUUGGUGUCAUUAAUAUUAUAAUGUGAAAAAGAUGUUUUUUGUGUUUUUAUUUUAAGUGUUUUGCUAUGAAUUGACAUAUUACUAGUGAAUGAGAGACGAAUGUGCACAAACACACGCAAAGCGAAGUCAAAAAAAACACUCAAACAUGAAAUUAAUAGGAAUAUAAUGCGGUGUUAAAUGUAAAAAUAGAAAAGAACAAGUUGCGGUGGCAAUAAUUUAAAUUAGCAAUCAAAAUUUUUGAGUUCAUUUUUACAUUGCUUUGUUAUUGUGUGGAUGUGUGUAGUCGUUCUGAUUUCUAAUAGUUGAGUUGUGUUUCCUGUGUAACACACUAAAUAAGUUGAACUAAUUAAUCUUAAAUUACAUUCACAUAUGUACGAGUAUGUACAUACAUACAUACAUAUGUGUACUGUAAAACAAAAAUAUAUAAUUUUCUUAAUAACACAAAUAAUUAAAUAAAAUAAAUUUACUAAUAACAUAAAAUAUACAAUGUUGAGCAAAAUAAGAAGAGUAAUAAUGAAAGUCAAUAGAGAAUUUUCACGACAUUUUUCUUUGAAAAUACUAGUCGAAAGUAAGUUAUUAUUAUUAUUUUCUAUCUAGUAAAUUAACAAAGUGGAGCUGUGUGCUCUAUAUCAUCAAUGAAUAAUAUAUAUGAAAUCAUUUGCAAAAGCUAUCGAGUGAAUGAAAAAACUCAAACUAUUUUUUCCAUAAUCUGUAGUUAUAAAUCUAAUUUUUAUUUUUUGUAAUUAUUUAUUUAUUAAUUUUUUCCUGCUAUUUUAUUUUUCAUAUUAUUCUCAAUUGUUGCGAAAACCCAAUACCAUAGCAGUAAUUCGAAAAAAAACUAAUAUAAUAUAUUUCUCAGUUUUCGAAAAUGCAGAUCCAAAAAAAUACUCAAAAACACAAUGUCAUUAAUUAUCACCUCGAUAAUAUCUGGCAAUUACCACUUAGCAGAGACAUUUAAUUCAGCUUUUAAUGCAAACAACAACGCCAAAACCAAGAACAUAAAACUGCGAGUCAAGUUAUUCAAAUGCUCGUGUCAUCGCUUACUACAAUUACAAUCAGCAGCACAAUGGAUAUACAUACAUACAUAGACAUGUACAUACAUACAUACAUCCGCAUUUACUUAAAUACAUAUGUAUAUAGUAUAUUGUACGCCACCCACUCAUCCAAUGAGCGACUACGUCAAUGCCCCCGAGGUGCAACUUAAUCACAUUUCAAAUUAAUUACAUUCGGGCAAGUCACUCCAGCAAAACCGAAGUGCGACAACUUAACGCGAAACCCACCCCCAAAACAAAUACAGUGGCAAAACGGAAAUAUACACAGAUUAAUUUACUCACACAUCAACUUCGAUGUGUGCGUAUGUAUGUAUGUGUACGCUAUCGCGUGUGUAGGAAAAACGACGCCAACGCUACUGUUGCCGCUGCCGCUGUUUCGGCCUGUCAUUUCGCUUAAAUGACCAGUAUUCGCAAUUAAAUCACCUUCAUUGCUUUCUCAUCAACGCCACUUAACCCAUUAUGCUAUACACAGCACAUAUAGAGUCAGUAAGCAUAACAGUGGGCUUAUGGCACGCAAUCACACUAACUCCAAUUAAACCACACACACACACAACAGCAACAAGAGCAAACACAAGUGCAAAUAGGCAUGAGGCCAACCACGACUGUUGCUCGGAAACGAACGAAUGGCUUUGUUGAAGAGCGCGCGCGCACACAGUUUUCAGUAGACACUGCCGACUCAUCGCAGCAGUUAAACGGGUGAAGACACAAUAAAUAAAUACGUUUAUAACAGUAGCUGGGUUAAUAGCAGCCAUUUCAACAGAAGCAGCAACAAAAAUCGAGGGCUUAAAUCGAAAGCAAAGCUCAUCAACCUGGUCAUUAGCACUAAACUCGCUAAUAUUUGUUGUUGUUCCAGCGCUGUUAUUUUGCUUCGCAGAAAUGUAAGGCUAAGUGGCUGGGAGAACUGUUAUCAACAUCACAGUCGUCAACAAGCUGCUAUGUGCCACAGUGAACCACAUAUUCAUCAUCGAGUGUUUUUAUUUAUAGUUUUUUCUGAAACUUUUGUAAAAUUUAAGCAAAUAUUUAUUAUAACUUGUUGAAAUAAUUGCACAGUUCUAUGGCGUUUUUUUUGCUGUAAGUUUAAAAAUCGGUGAUAAAUAACUCAGAAUGAUAAACUACACAAAAUCAAUAAAAGUAUACUGCUCUUCUAUAAUUUUGUUCUAAUAAUUAUUCUAUAAAAUAAAAAUCUCCGAUAUGACCACUCGGCAAGUUUAUUUUCAUCCCUAAUGAUUUGUGUAAUUGCUGCUUUCAGUUUUAAGCUAAGAAAGUGUUGUAUGAUCUACACUGCAAUACUUUUCAAAAGGUAAUCUUCAUUUGCUUCAAAUAAAAAGCAAUUGACUCAUAUUGCCGAUGUACCCUCCAUGUGACUCUAUAUAUGGAUAAACAGUCGCUCUAGUGUUUAGCUCUGUAUUUAAUUUCUGGAUCGUUUAAUCGAUCGGUAGACAAAGUUCUUCUUAGUGCUCUUGUGUUCUACAGCAAGUAAAACUCUUUCAGUUAAAUAGCGAUUAUUCGACAUGAGCUUUAGUAAAUAUUAUAGGGUAGCGUAAGCUUUAAAAAUAUUUUCAGUUUGUUCAGGAAUUUUAAUUUUUUUUAAUACUAACGAACAAAUCCAUAUUUUGUUUCACUUGUAACAUAUUGAAAAAACGUAAUCAAUUUAAUUAAAAUUUAAUUUUAAACUCAGUGCUUUUUGAAUGUUUAAGGGUAACUGCUUAUACUAUAGUGCGAGAUGAUUUUAUUACAUUUUCCUCGAAUGUUGUAUUUUUAAGAAAUUACUAUACUAGUAUAUUUUUGCUAAUAGUUUCUAUCUUCCAAUUCUAACGGAUUAGUAUAGAAUAAUUGUACUCAAAUUUGAAACCUCCCAACUUGGGACUAGAUUUAACUAAUAGGUUAUACCAUAUAACGAGUAACAAAAAAAGCUAUCUUAAUACUGUGAUUAGGUUCAUUUCCAUACCGAUAAAGAGCAUAAGUGCUUUUCGCCAUUUCUAUUAUUACGAUUAUGCUUUGCGAACAAAACACAAAGCUCCCCAAAAAUACGAUAAAUAUGUGCGAUGUAGGCAUAUACAUAUAUAUAUAUAAUGCAACUUAUGAGUAAAGCUAUACAUCACAUAACUCAAUUUUCCUGCGAGUUCAUACCUUUGCACAUUACUCACACAUAUACAUAUAUACAAGCAUACAAAUGUACAAAUUCAUGAAUAUUUUGCUACAGUUACGCUGUCAUUCCAAUGGGUCCAGCAACGUCGGCACCCUCUCGGCUACAAAAGCCGGCGCUAGGCGCGUUUGAAUUACUCCCAGUACGUAGUUAGCUGUACAUGCCGCCGCUAAUUGCAUGCGCGUUAAUUGAUUGCAAGCAAUCUGGCCAUUUCCCUUCUCUGGCGCAUUUCUGCUGACUGCCCAACAACACCCCGCUUCCCUCACAACCACUCUCCCAUCCAGCGCAGUACAUGCGGCACUUGUCAAGCUAUUAGCGAGCGCCACCAUUACUGCAACAACAAAAACUACAAGCAUCACGUCGUAUGUUGUGCUCGUAUCAGUUGAAUAUACAAUCAUAGAUUCGUACACAUGUUCGUAUGUGUGUAUGCUGCUGCUAAUGCUGCUGUCGCUUGCUGCCGUUUGAAUGGCUCCGUUUGAUCUCAUUCGUUAGUUAAGCGCAUUGGUGUGAAAAAGUGUAUCGCACGGAUACGCGAUAUUAUUGCUGCUCGUUGAUUGCUUCAGUGUCGGUUUCGUUAUUGUUAUUGUUACUGCGCUGUUUUUCCUCCACUUCCACCUAUUAUGCUACAACCGUCGUUGGAUUUUUUCGCGCAUUGUGUUAUUUUUCACACAAAGCUCAGCUCAGCACUGGUUAAACUGUACAAAAAAACUAUUCACUUUUAAACAGAGCACAAAUUCGACGCAUCUUGCCAUCGGUGCCAGUUCGGUAAUUUGCACAUUACACAUUGGUGGUUCAUUUCGAUUUGCAGCACACAGCUGAAAAGUUAUGAAAAAUAUGAUAAACUAAGGGAUAUUAAAAGCCGACGGCAGAGCAUUUAAGGAUAAACUGGUAUAAACAAUUAUUAACUUUUGGAUAACUGCUGUACUCCGGGGCGUAUGAAUAACCUACAUUUUAAUUACAUGUGUCAUGAAACGGAGCUAAAAAGUUGUGUGAAAUAAUAAGUGAAAUACAAAUAUAAAUAUAUGAAUGUAAAUAUAUAAUCAAAACAAAGUAUAAAUACAUGAAACUAAAUAUGUGUAUAUUCAAAGCAAAAUAACCGCUAACGGAGUACAAUGUGAAAUCGAGUCAAUUAAGCUGAGAAUAUUGUUUUACAUUUUUAUUUUUACCGAUAUUCCCAUCGGUGCGCACAUGUUUGUUUAUGAAAACUAACAACUAAAUACAACAGUAAUUAACCUCACAAAACAAAGAGCCAUAAAUAUAUCCGAUCAGCAAUGAUAGUAUGUGUCUGUGUGUCGCGUAGCUACCAAAUCGUCAGCAAAAAAUUUCCUCAAUCAAAACACACACUUGUAAUAAAAUACUUGUUUAUGUGUAUGCUUUUAAUACCGAAAUAAACACUUGCAUAUUAAAUUACAAGCGAUUACAAUUAAUGAAUAGUUUUGAAAUGUGAAACAGUUGUUUAAAAUACAAUAAAUGGGAAACUAAUUACAGCAUUCGAUAAAAUACACAACAACAAACCAAGCAAAAGUAAAUAAAAACUCAUUAUAAUGGAAAAAUAAAAAUUAAAGUUUGUUUAUGUGAAAAUAAAGUGGUGUAGAUAAGUGACACGCAUCAAACAAGACGACUUAAUUGGCAGGGAAAAUGCGCAAACCAGCAACAAUUAUAACAAAAAUAAUAAUUUAAUUUACGCAGCCACAAACGUCGCCGCUCGGCAUCAUGUUGUCAAUUUUAAUUAAGCAAAGUGUAUUAAUUCGCAGCUCGUUAUACUAAUUAAGGAUAAUAAGCUACAACAAAAAACAAAACACACUAAAGCAAUCUAUUAUUUAAUAAAAGCAGCCCAAGGCGCCCACCGUGUAACAAAAAUAAAUUAACAAGCGACAACCGAAGUAAAAGUUCACAAAAAACAGCAACAAAAGCAAACAACAUUACAAAUAUAUAUGUAUACUUUGAAAACCUCACACAAUUACUACCAGAACUUCACAGAGCAGAGAAACAACUGCGCUCACUUCCACUCAUACACAAACAAAUCCAGCGCACGAAAAUAAGGAUAAUAUGCACUCAAAGAGCACUUUACAUAGCGUAGCAUGAGGGAGAGAGCCGCUGGCGUAGCACAUCUAGUAGCAGGAUACUCGACAUUUGUGUGAACCGAAUAUUUGUGUUGGUGUGCAGCACUUGCAUAACAAAUUGUGACCUCUAACAUUUCCACUACAUGUGUGUGUACGCACGAGCAAUCGUUUCUUUUUAAAGAAGUUCUAAAUUUAGUGCCGCAAUUAUAAUGGAGAAUGAACAGCAGCAGCCACGUUGAAUCACGUAAAGCACAACGCUCGUAAAUGCCAUCUGAAGCUUUUCUCUAGCUGUAAGCAGUACACUGAAAAUAUAAGUCAGAACCUCGUUUCCUUUUGCACCUUACACCUCGCCAAAAGUAUACGGUCAGAGAGCGCGCUUAAAUGAUGCCCGAAAUUGACCGUGACGCUGUUGCUGAAAUGGUAAGCGGAGCGCAUGCGCCUAUAUUCAGCACCGCCGCACUACUCGCCAAAGAACAGCAAAAGUACAAGUCACACGCCCGCCUACAGGCAACACUAGCCGAGCAGGAGCACUUAAAUAUGGCCGCCGCCAGUUCAUAUGUGUACCAGAGUCCAUUGACCAUACCACCACAUGGUCUGCCGCAAUAUAAUAAUUUCAACAUGAAUAAUAAUCAAAUUGGCGCAUUAAAUCACAAUAUGGCAGCGCAGCAUUUAGCGGCGAACCACGCUUGCAUAAGCCCCAGCAACAAAGAAAAGCUUUCAAAUUUGCUAAAAGUGCUUGAACCCGAGCAACGCAUUACUGGAAAUUUCCUACAGAAGACGCUUGAAGCGGGACCACGCUCCUUGACUGGCAACUGUCCCACGAAUGGUGGUAGUAAUAUGGCCUCUUUGGAAACAGCAUGCUUGUCGGCACCUCCCCUCCAGACACCGCUGUCUCCGCCACCACCACCACCGCCACGCGCUAAAACACCACAUCCCCGACGCUUGGAACCAACUGCGGUACCGUCGUUAAAACCCUCCAAAACUCAUAAUGAUCUCGAAAUUAAAACUAGCGAUAAUGUCACAGAAAGCUGGCACCCACAUGUUUAUGCGCGUCCACCAAUGCGGCCAACACCACAUGCAAUAGCUGAUAUCCUCGGUUGGCGGGCACUUGCCUCGCCGAAUCAGCAGCGCACUUUUGUCCCCAGCAAUGUCAGUAUCAACAACAUUGUUCCUCAACGCGACGCAAUGGACGAGUCAUCCAAUUCUUCAUCAAACGCAGCUGUAUCGCUUCCCCCAGUGCCGGCUAAGUCGCCUAAAAGUAUACUACGUAAUUUUCACCAACAAUUUUCCCAACAACCGCAGUCACCGUUAAGAGAACCGGCGCAUAUGCGUAGCACAUCGGUGAGCGAGGCCAGUGAAGAUGAUGCAAGUGGCAGUAUAAUGGAUCAGCCUUUGGACCUUUGUGUGCCAAAGAAGCCGCGAGAAUUGAGUUCUCCACCACCACAUGAGAAACAAACAAAGAUUCUUAUCAAAGCCGGAAGCAGCAAGAAAGAUGCCAAUCACACAGUCAAAUCGGGUGUUAAGAAGAAAAAACUUGCGAAUGCCUCUGCCGCUGCUGUUUCCGCCACGAGUGCAGCGUUGUUGGGGUCAGCGUCGUCGACAGUUACGCCGCCGGCGUCUUCUUCGUCGAUGCCUGUACCGGAUGUGAGUCCUACUGGUAGUAGUGACAGUCUUAUGCGCGAUAAGCAAUUCCCGACCGUUAGCACACCGCCCGCCUCAUCUUCCGUGCCUGCUGUGGAGACCACGGAGGACGACUCAGAUUCCGGAUCGACCGAUGCGCGACGCAAGAAGAAGGCGCGCACCACCUUCACAGGUCGCCAGAUAUUCGAAUUGGAGAAACAGUUCGAGAUAAAGAAGUAUCUCAGUUCGAGUGAACGCACGGAAAUGGCUAAGUUGCUGAAUGUAACUGAAACGCAGGUAAAAAUCUGGUUUCAAAACCGUCGAACCAAGUGGAAGAAACAGGAUAACAUCACGAAUUCGGAAGUUGCCGAGCACAAAACGACAAAUACUUCUAAAAAUUCAAGUGAGAACGGCAAAACGACGAACACCACAGCGGGCUCGAGUAGCACCACCACAACGUUAUCGGCCGAAACGUCAAGUAAAAAAUCACAAAACCACCACCACAGCAACAAUGGCCAAAACAAUAGCUCCGCAAAUAGUAACACCGAAAAGAGUCGUUCCGCUACCUCAACGGAAUUGAGCGCCAAAUUAUCUGCCAAGCAAACGACAAAAAUCAAGAAACAGCUGAGUGCAUUGCUGGAGAAAACCACAAAGAAUCCAACGACGCCGUCUGUCAACAACAAUAGCUCAGUCCUGGUGAAUGGUGGCGGCGCAGACAGUGCUAAACCAACAACGGUGAGUGGCAGCGGCAAAGCGAGCAACAACAAUAAAAACUCUGAAAAUGCUCAUCAACAUCCGCAGCAUAAUCACCAACACCAUUCCCACCGCAUUCACCACUCGCACUCACUUCCUCACCAUCGACAACACGCCAUACCGCUGACAGUUGAACCGGCAGCGCCAUUGGAGCAGACCGAGAAACUCGAAAUAAAAUUGGAGGAAUCUCCGCAGCACCGCGAACUACAAUUAAGCAUAUUGCGCGCCGCCAGCAAUCAUAGUCCUCUGCAAUUCAGCGACAUGGAUUUCGAAAGCAAAUUGGCAGCAUCAAAAAUAUCGAAUGCGCUGCUCGGCUCAAAAAUCCAUGCCGAUAGAACAGAGGAGGCAAGACGACGCAAGAGCAGUAGCGAGGAAAACGACUUGCAACAAGCAACAGGAAAGGCGCGAGCUGAGAAAAUUCUAAAAAUGGAGACGGGGGAGGAGGAGGAGAAGGAGCAAACAGAAACAGAUUUGAAUAGGGAGAUGGAUGUAGGGCGGGAAACAGCUGUAAAAUCACCAACCACAGAUGAUGACGAAUGCGAAGAGCAUGUAGAGGAAGAUACCGAGAUGCACAAUGUGGAAAAUUAAAACAAAUCAAAGAAAAAUAUAUAAGAAUAUUUAAUGGAGAGAUCUUCCAGUGUGAACUGUGCCAAAAACUGAACAAAAUUUAAUUUCUAGAAUUUUAAUUUUAAAAUGCGCCUAAGUGCAGUCAUAAGAAGAAGCUCAAUUACUGCAAGAGUAUACUAUUUUAGUUAUAUACAUACAUAUAUAUGUGUUUAUUAUUGUUAAUUAUGUAUUUAGCUGUUUAGACAAUUAAGGAGAAAAGAGUAUAAAACCAAAUCAAUUGAACAAACAAUCGAAUUAUUUAAUAGUUUUAACUAAUGCUUAUGCUUAUUGUAAUUAUAAAUUCGCUUUUCGUAUGUAUGCAAUUUCGCAAUUAAUGAACUAGGAUAAGAAGAGUGCUAAGGAUGCGCAAUUUUGCUUUAGUGUUGCCAUAAAUUCAAGGAAUAAAUAGUAAAUUAAAAAACGAAUGAAGCAUAUGAAAAUUUCGAAUGUGAGAAGAAACGGAAAUUAUCGUAAUUUGGGUGUAAUGUGAUAAAUGAACAAGUGUAACAAAAAACUCAAUGUAUACGAAAGGAAUUUAAACGCAUAAUGUAUGUAAAUAUGUCAAAACGAAUGUAUGUAAUUAUGGGAGUAAGUAAAAUAUAAACAAAAUUCACUUGCCCAAACACAUUCUUGCAAGUCCAUUUACUGUUAAUUUCAAUACAAACAAAUCGUUUAUCACAUGCAUACACAGUUUAUUGGUCGUGUUUACAAACAAUGAUUGUAAUAAAUUACAUAAUUCAAACUUCAACUAUUUAUUGAAUGUACAAAACAGGAGCGUUGUAUGCUUAACGAUAGCUAUGCGAAAACACAAUACAAAAUAAAAAUAAAAAACUAUACAUAAUGAGUAAA